Paramecium sonneborni is the source of this 5368-nucleotide messenger RNA. The record is from the annotation of a GenBank genome assembly. Lineage: Eukaryota; Ciliophora; Oligohymenophorea; Peniculida; Parameciidae.
AUGAUUAAGCAAUAUUGGUUGGAAUAUUAAUAGUUUACAAUAGGGUUUUCUCAAAUAAUACUUUCUCGAGAUUCUAAAUAUUUAUGGAUUUUGGUAGAAGUAGUGGCUCAUUUAUAAAGAUUAGCAUUAACAUUUCUUUUCAAAGUAAUAAUUGAAAUUCUUCAAGUAAGACUAUAUAAUAAGGAAAUUAAAACAGAUGAUUCAUACUAAUUAUUUGAAUUGAUAUCUAAAUUAUGUGUUCCAUCAAUUUUAAUACUUGAGAGUGUUCCUAAUUCAGGAUUAAUUGGAUUUCAAUUAGUAAUAAUUGUAAUCAUAUAUACACCUAUUUGUGUUAAUAUGAUUGGAAUGCAUAAGGAAUAUUUUCAAUAUAGUUCAAUUAAGCAUCGUUCAUCAAUUGAUGAUUAAAAUAAUUUGAAUUGUAAGAGUUUUAAUUUGAUUAGAUAAUCUAACUUUAUUGGAUAGAUCCUAUAAUAUGCAUAAUUACAUUGAAUACUUUAUGUAUAAGUAAUUGAUGGGAAAUGAAUAAUCUUCAUUUUAACAAUUAGAGAAGUUCGCUUUGGCAUCACUUUUGAAUAUAUUUCCACACAUUUUAGUGAUUCCUUUAAUGAUUUGGAAUUUUAUUAUAUGGUAGGUUAAUUUUCGUGAUGAAAGUAUAGGAAAUAGUCUUUAUGGAUUGAUGAUAUUUUUAAAUGUUCUUACAAAUAUAGGAGCAUUGUUAUCAUGGAAUAUAUCAAUGAAUAUUUAAAAAACUUACACAAUUCGAGAUAAUAAUCAUUUACGUUUAGUUCAUUCAUUUUGGUUCAGGUUAUAAUAAAUCAUAACAGUAAUCCCAAUACUUGUUUAAUGGUUUUAUUUGUUGAUUAAUUUAGAGAAAGAUUUUGAUUAGACUUCUACACAUUAUUAUUUAAAUAUAUCCAUUAUACUAAUGUUAUAGGUUGGUAAUUUGAUUGAAUUCUUUAUAUGUCAUCCUUAUAUGGAAGAUUAUAAAGUUAAAACAAUACUAAUUAUGUUGCCAUUUACUCUAUCAGUCAUAAUCUCAUAGUAUUUUCAGCACAAUUAAAUUCAAAUCAUAUCAAUAGCAUUGAUUACAGUUCCCUUAUCAUCGAGAUUGUUGAAUGAAAUUAAAGCUUAUAUGAAUGAAGAAAUAUUGUACAAUUCAUAAUUCAAAGAAAAAUAAAGAUAGAGAACUAGGAUUCAAUCUAAAACUGCUCUAUUGAUGGAAGAAGAAGAACAAUUUGUUAUUGAGAAAGAAAUUAAUAAAUAAAAAUAAACAUAACUUGAAUACUUAUAAAAUAAGAAUACUAAAUAUUUUAUUCAUUAUUUAAGAUUAGUUGAUUUGAUGAAAUUAGAUGAUUAAUAAACAAUUGAGAAAGAUGCUUCAGUAAUCAAUUUAAAUAGAUCUAAGUUUAUUCUUAACAUUAUUGUCUUACUUAAAUAACACAUUAAUUAAUGUGAUAAUGUUUAUUGUUAUUGUAAAGGAUUUAGAGGUGAAAAACGAAGAAUAAUUGAAAAUAAUUAUCAUAGCUUAGAAAUGAGAAUAUAUUAUCAUAUCAAAAUAUAAAACCUUACAAUAUAAGUUGAAUUAAUAAAAAGAUAUAUUAGAUAUUAUGCUAAAUUGAUUUUUGAAAUUGAAAAAGAGAAAGAAGAUUAUGAUAUAAUACGUAUUACUUAACUUCUUACUUAUUUAAGCACUUCUGAAGAAUGCUAUUAAAUAUUAUUAUUGAUAAUGGAAAUGAAGGAGAAGAUAUAAAAUAAACAUUGUAUCACCUCCUCAGUUUCGAUGUAGGUACUUCUUAGUUACACAAAACAUCAAAUUCUUCUAAAAAUGAAUCCUUAAGUAAAAUUAGAAGAAGUAGAAGUUGCUUUGUAAUAUAAAGAUUAUCGUGUUACUGAAGUAAGAAGAGAUAAGCUUAUUUCAAAUAUGUUUUUAAAUGUUUAAAAAAAAUAUGAAUUUAUUCGAUAAUUAAUCGAUAACAAAUAUAAUUAUGAAUCAUUGUAUCAAUUAUUAAAUGACAUUGUUGAUUAUAAUUUAGAAAUUAUAAAAAAGAUUGAAUAAUUCAAUGAUUUCUCUUAAUCGAGAACCUCCUUAUUAAUUUAUAUGUUUUAUUGUAUAGAAAUACUGAAUGAUUUUGAUAAGUUUAUACGAUUAAGGAAUCAAUUAAAAACUAAAAAUUUUAAGUUUUUUGAAUCUAAUAGUGGAUCUCAUAAUUAGAAAGUGUGUUAUUUAAAAAUUAAUUUAGCAAGACAUGCUAAAAAAGGUAAAAUAUCAAGAGGAGAGAUUAUUCAAUACUCAAAUAAUGCUCCUUAUGUUUUUGGUUAUGGACAGAGAGAAUUUUAAGAAGAAAUUUUAACUGUUAAUUAAUUAGUAGUUCCUCAUUUAUCAGGAAUUCAUGAUUAAUUAAUGGAAAUAUUUCUAUUGACUAAUAGACCUGUUAUUUUAAGAAAGAAGAGAGCACUUUUGGCAUAAAAAAAAAAUAAAGAUUUAUUAUUUGUUGAAAUGUUUAUUGAUGUUUGCUUUAAUCUAACUGGAGAUUUAUUUCCAAUAUAUUGUUUCAUUAAAUAAAUUGAGACUGAUGGUGCUUAUGAAAAUAUUAAGGGUCAUCUUUAUUUAAAUAAUGAAUUGAAAAUUGAAGGAAUUACAACUAUGGCAAUUGAAUAAUUUAAAUUGAAAGAUGGAAAAAGUUUAUAAAAGAUUAAAUUAAAACAGUUAAUCUAAAACUCUAAAAAAUAUUUAGAACUUUUGAAUAAUAAAGAAAAAGAUUUUUAAGAAUAAGAAUUAUUACGAUAAGAAUUAAAUAGUUGUUCUUAAUAAUUUAAUUUCUCCGAAACUGAAUAACUACUUAAUCAUUUUUCUAUUACUGCUGAUGAUAUUUUAUUCAAAAUUCCUAAAGAAAAUGGAAUUCCAGACAUCUUUUGUACUACUUGCAAAUUCAUUAUGACUAUAGCUAAAAUUAAUGGAAAAGUACAUAAAUCUUUUAUGAUUGAAUUUUUAAAAAUUACAAUUGCUGAUAAUUAAAGUUAAAUUUGGAUAGAUUCUCCAAAAAACCUAUAAUCUAAAUCAAAAACAGAAACCAAUAUGGAAAUCUCAUAAAAUAAUGAACCUAUAGAAUCAGAAUAAUAAUUAUAAUCAUAAUCGAUAUUCUCUCAAAGUGAUGAACGAUGUGAAUUUUCUAAUAUUUCUGAAAAAUAAUAAAACUAAUCAAUCCAUUUUGAUGAAUAUUAAUUUCAAAUCGGACCCCACAUAUAAAGUCCAUUUGAUUCUUAAAGAGAUCUUUUAUCAUUAAUGAGCAAUACUAAUAAUAUUUAACCAUUUGAUCAAUAAAUAAUUAGUGUCUAAAUUGAUGGAUAAAGUUUAUAACAUUUAAGAAUUGAAUAGAAAAUAAAAUAAAAAAUAUAAAACAAAGCCAAAUACCAAUAAUCUUAUUUUCAUAAAAAUAUCUCUAAAAAAUCAUUUGAAAUUGAUAAUAAUUAAUCAGAAAAUAAUUAAAUUUAAAAAGAUUAAGAAUGUGACAUAAGAAUUACUUAAACUCCAACUACCUAAAAUAAUGCAAUACCAUCUAUGCUUUAAAAAACUCAUUUAUAUAGUAAAUUUUCAUAAUCAGAUAAUCAUCCAAAAUUAAUUAAUUUAAUUUUUAUGAUAGACUUUUUAAAUAUUUCAUUAUUUUUAAGUCUGGGAUUCAUAUUUUAUUUUAAUUUUAAAUUUAAAUUAGAAGAAAAUAUGAAAAUUGUAGACAUCUUAAGAGCAUUUGUAACUACAGAUUAUACAAUAAAUACCUUAUUAGCUUUAGGUGUAGAUAUUGAAAAUUUAGAUAAAGAUCAUGAUUAAUUGUUAAAAUCUUAAUAUCAAGCUAAAUUGCUUGAAUAACUUUAAGUAAAUUGCUAAAAUUAUUUAUCUCAUUAUUAAUAAUAUUUAGAUGAUAGUCUAGUUAAAGCAACACUCUCAGAUAUUUAUAUAAAUUAAUUUGAUUAUUAUAGUGGAAAUGAAUAGUAAGUAAGUGCUUGGACUGAAUAGUUCUAUGUUAUAUAUAUGUAAUAAGGACUUUAUGGAAUCAAUUUAUCUAAUAUCACUACUAUUUAAAAAUAUAACAGUUCUCUUGGCUCUUUAAUUAGUUAAUAUUCAGUCCAUAAGGAAGCUUAUGAAAAAUUAACAAUAAAAUUUUAAUAAUAAAUAGACAACAAUGUUUCAGACCUUGAAAACUAACAGGAAAUUUGUUUAAUCAUUUUUUUAGUAAAUGAAGUUUUACUAAUAAUUGUUUAUUCAAUAGUAUUUCGUUAAUUGUUUCGACUUCUUAAUAGGAUUUUAAGGAGUUGUGAACAAAUAUCUUUUAAAGCUUUAGAAACAGAAUCCAUUAGAUUAUUAUCUUUACAACAUCGAUAUUAAUAACCAUCUGAUCUUAAUUUAUAUAAGUAUCAAUUUCAAUUUAAGGAUAAAUGUAAUAUCAAUACUAGUUUUAAUGAUAUGUUUACAAAUAAACGAAUAUCCAUGAGAUUUUAAUAGAUUGUGUAAUAAUAAGAGUAAAAAAAAUAAUUUAUAAUUUCUGAUGAGAAACCAAAAUUUUAGAGAUUAUUUUUCUUAGUUUAAUCAAUAACAUUGUUGAUAGGUUUGGUUUACUUUUUAACUGUUAAAGUAUUUAAUUCUUCAAAUAUUACUAGUUUAAAAAAUAAUUUGGAUUUAUUUAAUUAAAAUAUUAUAUACACAGAAUAAUUCUAUUAAAUGAUGAUGACAGAUUAAAUCUUGUAAAAAUAUUCUUAAUCUCAUUAUAAUCUUUCCAUCGGAAAUGAUAUUAUAACAUAAUAUUAGACUCUGAUUUAAGAAUCAUAUAAUAAAGUUAUAUAUUUUGGCUAAAUGAUAGCCUCAGAAACUGAAGAAAAUUAUUUUGAUUUACUUCAAUAUUUAACUAAUGACUCAUGUUCUUUAAUAAAUGAUACUUUAUGUUCUAUUGUAAUUGAUGGAAAAUUAACUUAAGGAUUAAUCUAUUCAACAGAUUAUUUUGUGUAGAAAGUUAGCGAAAAUAUUUAAAACAAUUAUGAAUUUGAAAACUUAAUAAAAUUAACUGAAUUAGAUCUAAUAGGAUUAAAUUUUAUUAGUGAAGCAUUUAAUAAUAUAAUGGAUUAAGGUUAAUUGAAUCUAAUCCUUAAAUUUGAAGCAGAAAUUCAAUUUAGAACUAUAUUUUUCUCUGUCUUUAUGGUUAUUUUUAUUAUUUAAUAGUUUUUAUCAUCAAUUUUAUUAUAUAGAUUCUUUAGAAAUCGUUUUUAUAAAAUAAGAUAAUUACCAUAUGUACUACCACCUUAGUCAGUUUAUGGAGAAGAAAGUUUUCUUAAAACUUUAAUAUAUGUUUAAAAAAUAUAUGACAAUCUCUUAUAAUGA